AAUUGAAGCGUAUAUGAGAAAUCAAACAUCUGAUAAAACGUAUUACAAUGAAAGCUUAUCAAAUUUAUAAUUUUUUUUAUAACAGAAUCUUAUAAAAUCUUAUACUAAACCCUUCAGACGAACUGACGAAGCGUUAAGCGUUAUAAAAGCUUAUAAAAGCUUAUACUGAACCCUUUAGAAGAAGAUACGUUUGGAUAUUUACAUAGGCUAAUGAUGUGUGUUGCUAUCUGUAUCUAAUUUGUCAGUUUUAAGAAUUCUCUGAAAGCUGGUAAUUCUCUGAAAGCUUUUUAUGUUGUAUAUUGAUUGUAUAUUGAUUUUUAUGUAGGAACACUUGCUUUAAACACCAUCAGUUUCAAAACGCUUGAAAUGAAAAUGCAUAUGCAGACGUUUCUGGCUUGGAAAUUGGACCCAAGAGUGUCUGAGCUUGUGGAAUCCACAUGUUUUCGGUGGUUUUUGAAACUCAAAAAUGAUCUUUAUAGGCAAGAUAGUAAUCUUCUUACUGCCCUUGCCUUGAUGUAUGAUGAGAGUAAAGAUCAUUUCGUCAUUGGGAAUCCUAAGAUGGAUAUCGAUUUUGGUCUAGAAGACGUUUUAUAUAUUACAGGUCUUCCAAUUGAUGGAGAACAUGUUUCAGGAUUAGAGAGUGAAAACAUCACGAAUACAAUCAUGCAUCAUUUUCAGAUAACUAAAGAGAGGGCUAAGUCAUUAAUGAAGAAUUCCGGUAUUGAUCUCUCAAGAUUGAAGCUGGAAUUUGAGAUGGUACCACAAGGGAAUGAGGUUGACUUAGAGCCUUAUUUCAAGGCUUAUCUCCUCUUCUUGUUGGGAGAAGUCAUUCUCCCAAACAACAGCAGCUCUUUUUCUCCCAUGUACCUACCUCUUCUUGGAUUGAAUGAUGUCAACCACUAUGCUUGGGGGGCAGCUAUGUUGGCGAAUAUGAAAGAAGCUCUAGAAAAAGUGAAGACAGCUGAGAAAUUCACAAGCUUAUGUGGUUUCUCGUACGCUCUCACGGUUUUUGCAUUAGAGCGGUUUCCAGACCUUAGAGAAAGAUGUGGAUCAUCACCUCUACCAUCCAGAUUUCCUUGAUUUUGGGGUGGAUGGAGGCGUUGAGUAAACCGAAUAAAGACACGAAGAACGUAACGUCUGUGGAAGACUACCAA
Arabidopsis lyrata subsp. lyrata is the source of this 1154-nucleotide messenger RNA. Its product is annotated as protein MAIN-LIKE 1. The transcript has 3 exons. Bases 367 to 1080 code for a protein of 237 amino acids. The record is from RefSeq and is a predicted model, not a curated record. NCBI's taxonomy places the organism in Eukaryota, Viridiplantae, Streptophyta, Magnoliopsida, Brassicales, Brassicaceae.